GUGUCUUUCGCUAGGCUCGCUUAUACUUUCUGCCAUCCAAAACAUUAUAAUAUCGCGCGAUCGUGUCGCGAGCCAGUGCCACGAAGCAGUGAGCGCCGUAUACAGAGUAGAGGUGUACAAGAUCGGGACAACACACACAGCUGGCCGUCAGCAGCAUGCUCGUGCUCGCGAGUGAAAUUCAAUUUGACAACUUUACAACGAGCGUCGAGCGGUAGUGAUUAAUUUCUUUUUCUCUUUCCUUUCGUUCUUUUCCACCGAUCGACAGACAAGCGCCGUUCAAAGAUCUCGCCUCUGAUCGCGGCGCGCAAAGUCGAGGCUGAACUCUCGACUUUUAUGCAAUAUUAAAAAUAAAAAAACUAUACGUAAAUUAGAGGUGAAAUAAUUUGAUCACAAAAGUAAACAUGAGUGAAACAACGGUAAUGUGGAUGCUGGUGCUGGUGAUGCUGGGUGGCUCCUAUCUUGCCGGCUCGCUGCCACUUGUGAUGAACCUGUCCGAGGACAAAUUACAAUUGGUAUCAGUUCUCGGAGCUGGACUUUUGGUAGGUACUGCAUUGUCAGUCAUAAUUCCUGAAGGGGUAAGAGCCUUGUUCAGUGGAGCCAUUCACACUUCAACAACUACGGCACAGGACGGUGCUCAGGAUGCUGAAAAGCAUGAAGAUACAGAUCUUCAUAGUUUAAUUGGAUUAAGUUUGGUGCUAGGGUUUGUAUUCAUGUUAUUAAUUGAUCAAUGUACAACAAAAAAAACUGGUGGAAAAGAAAAAAGUAUGACUGCUACUUUGGGACUAGUUGUCCAUGCCGCUGCUGACGGGGUUGCUUUAGGAGCUGCUGCCACAACAUCACAAUCUGAUGUUGAGCUCAUUGUAUUCUUGGCUAUAAUGCUGCAUAAAGCUCCUGCUGCAUUUGGACUUGUUUCAUUUUUGUUACAUGAAGGAGUAGAAAAACGAAAAAUUCAAAGACACUUGUUAAUAUUUUCUUUGGCAGCUCCUUGUUUAGCUGUAAUUACCUAUUUUGGAAUUGGGAAGGAAGGUAAAGAGACUUUAAGCAAUGUUAAUGCUACAGGAAUAGCAAUGUUGUUUAGUGCUGGAACUUUUUUGUAUGUUGCUACUGUGCAUGUCUUGCCUGAACUCAUGACUCGAGUUAAUAGUAGUUAUACUCACUUACCAACCGAUUCGGUUUCUUCUCUGCCUUCUAAUCAUAAUCAUUCACAUGGACUAAAAUUCAAGGAAAUUAUAGCUCUUGUAGUAGGUUGUUUUUUACCAGCAAUAAUUACUACUGGACAUCAUCAUUAAAUAAUUAUAUAUAUAAACACUAAUAUAAAUAGAUAUAUUACUGUACAAAUUUAAAAACAAAUUUUGACUCUAAGUGUUGACAGAAUAUAACAGAAAUUGUCUCAUGAACAAUAUUUCUGUUACAAGUAGAAAGAUAUAUUUUUUACUAUUGCAAAUAUUUUGUAUUAUUUUUAUUGAAUGGAACGAGUGCUCUGUACAAAUGAUUUUCAUAUUGUAAAAAAAAUUUGCAUGAAAAUUGUCUGUUGAUAGAUUUUUAAAUAAAUAGUUGAUUUGAAGGGAGAUGAAAAUUUGUUAAAUGAUGAGAACUUAAAUAGAUAUACAAUUUUGAAAAUCAUUUUCAAAUUUUUGUGAAAAUGUAGAUUGAGUAUAAUCAUAGGAACAAUGAUGAAUGAUGAAUUUCUAUCUUUACUUAAAAAUGUAAAACAUCAAUUACAAAAAAUGUGAUAAUACUUAGAUAAUUUUAUUAACAUUGAAUAAAACACAAAUAUAUUGUUACGAUAAUUUUUAAGUAAGCUGUCACUAUUUAAAGCGCAACAUUUAAAAUGAACAAUUUACAAGAUUUUUCAAUCAAAUUGUAAUGAAGUAGAUAAAAUACUUUGAAAAUGAAAU
This is a messenger RNA of Trichogramma pretiosum, 1898 nucleotides long. It is a transcript of the gene Zip102B, whose product is annotated as zinc transporter ZIP9-A. Lineage: Eukaryota; Metazoa; Arthropoda; Insecta; Hymenoptera; Trichogrammatidae. The transcript is spliced from 5 exons. Gene Ontology annotation, molecular function: metal ion transmembrane transporter activity. Gene Ontology annotation, biological process: transmembrane transport; zinc ion transport. The record is from RefSeq and is a predicted model, not a curated record. Gene Ontology annotation, cellular component: membrane. Bases 402 to 1289 code for a protein of 295 amino acids.